Molecule: messenger RNA, 327 nt
Organism: Aspergillus caelatus
Lineage: Eukaryota; Fungi; Ascomycota; Eurotiomycetes; Eurotiales; Aspergillaceae
Exons: 1
Coding region: 67-258 (63 amino acids)
Source: RefSeq, a predicted model, not a curated record
CUUUUUUCCCUUCUCUUUUCUUUUGCCUUUUGUGUUUGUUUACAUAUAAAAAAUCUCAAAAAGAGAAUGAAGUCCAUCGUCAUCGAUAGUACUCUAGUUAAUAGUGAGAUAAUUACUAUUUGUUCCGACGAUCAUUAUUUCUUACUUUUUUUGUAUGCAAUGGCCAUCAUCGUGGCUGAACCUUUUUUUUUUCUCCCCUUUUUUCGAUGGUUUCCUGUUUGCGGCACGGCCAAGAUUCAUAGCCACGCUCCCAACUAGCAGAGGUAUUGGUAUUAAGCAAAUCAAUCCCCACUAUUUACUAAGUAGGUGAUUAGCUAAAUUAACUAA